Messenger RNA from Rhinolophus ferrumequinum (greater horseshoe bat), 3783 nucleotides. RefSeq names its product myotrophin (gene MTPN). Lineage: Eukaryota; Metazoa; Chordata; Mammalia; Chiroptera; Rhinolophidae. Gene Ontology annotation, biological process: regulation of barbed-end actin filament capping. The transcript has 4 exons. The record is from RefSeq and is a predicted model, not a curated record. Gene Ontology annotation, cellular component: cytoplasm; nucleus. Gene Ontology annotation, molecular function: protein binding. The coding region runs from base 277 to 633 and encodes 118 amino acids.
UCCUAGCUGGGAGUGAACCGGAAGUGUAAACGCUCCUACUGCUUCUCGGCCAGGCGGAACCUGUUCGGCUGGGCCCGGUGGCCGCAAAGAACUUUCUCCCGCCCUAACGGUUGCUGCGGCCAACUGCCUCACCCGCCUGGCAGCCUCACCCGCCUUCUCUUCUUCUCCCCUCAGGCUCGGCGCGGUCCUGUCUCCCUCUCGCCCGGCGGUAUCCGCUUGCUGCCGCCACCGCCUCCUCGUCUUCUGCCCCGCCAACUGGCCCGCCCCGCUGCAGUAAUGUGCGACAAGGAGUUCAUGUGGGCCCUGAAAAACGGGGACUUGGAUGAGGUGAAAGACUACGUGGCUAAGGGAGAAGAUGUCAACCGGACACUAGAAGGUGGAAGGAAACCUCUUCAUUAUGCAGCAGAUUGUGGGCAGCUUGAAAUCCUGGAAUUUCUGCUGCUGAAAGGAGCAGACAUUAACGCUGCAGACAAACACGGUAUUACCCCUCUGCUGUCCGCUGUCUACGAAGGUCAUGUUUCCUGUGUGAAACUGCUUCUGUCCAAGGGUGCUGACAAGACUGUGAAAGGUCCCGAUGGACUGACGGCCUUUGAAGCCACUGACAACCAGGCAAUCAAAGCUCUUCUUCAGUGAUGGACGGACGGGCUGUCAGCUCCGGAAGAAUGACUCUCCUGUGGCCUCACACUGCUGCCUGUCUGUCUGUCACUCUCUAUCUGCCAGCUUCUUCAGCUAAAUACUCUAAGAGGGGUGAGGGGAGAGAGAAAUUCAUAAAUCAAACUACCAGAAAACAAACAAACAAACCCCAGUGUUUUGGAGGAGGGGGAAACACACCAUGGUCAGGUUUCACUAGGAUUCCUGAUCAAGUCAGUCUCUGUUCCAUUUCCAAUAAAAUACGCAGUUUAUACCCAAGGGAGAGCAAGGACAAAACAUACCGGUACCAUUUGACCUUUUCAGCUCCCUAGCCCAUGAUUAAUAGAUUGUGUCGAGGGUCUGAUUCUCCAAAGGCCAACUCUGCAUACUUGGCAGCCCUACCUGUGCAAGCAGUAGUGGCUGCUGCGAUGGAACUUAGGGUGCCGAGAUAAGCAAUUAGCUAUAGCCUUCUGCCUUAAGACGCACUCUGUGGGGAUCUGGUGGAGGUAAGAGCGCCGCCUGUGGCUGGUGACCAAACCUUCCCUCGGUGACUUCCAGCUUCAGGCGAAAGAAAGCUCAGUUAAGGCGAGGGGGUGGGGGGGGCACACUCCUAAAUUGCUGGGUGACUGAACCUCGGAUUUCUUCUCCCCUUCACCUGCAUUUCAUGCAUCUUUAGGUAAGACUGACUAGUUUUAUUUAUAAAAUCUUAAAUUUUGAAAGUCUAAAGGAGAAAUCAUUCCAGUAUGCAUAUUUUUCUUUCUCCUCUAGAUUCACACAUUUAUAUAACAUAGAAACACUUUCCAAUUCCUGCUGGUAGUAAAAGGGGAUUUAAAAAUAGAAUCAUAGCCAUAAGCCUGUUAGUAUCAUAUAAAGAGAGGGCAGUUGUCUUAGUACCUCUGGAGUUGCUUCAUUUGCUAUUUGAAUGGAUUGGCCUUGGUUAUGUUUGGAGAACCAAGGAACAUUGUUUCGAAUGCCUCUCUCAGAUUCAGCUUGGAUGCUGAUUACUUACUGCACCAAAGCAAUCGCUGGGGUGAGAUUUGCUACUUGGACAAAUUUAACCCAUCCCUUCAAAAAUACACUUGUUAUCAGGUUUCCCUGAGUUGAUCAACUUCUGCUGAACAUAUGCCAACCCACUUGCAUAGUAUAUUUUUGUUUCUUUCCUAACUCAUGUAUUGCAUAAAGUGUGACACCUUCAAAACAAAUUCUGUGUCCUUAAAAUACACUGCCCUAAAAUGGUGUUCUUAUGACCUGCAGAAAAUAUUUAAACACAUUUUCAAAUGCAUAUGUCAUGAGCAGUAUGACUAAUUAAAACAUGCACCCUUAAAUUUUGCUAUCUUGCAUUUAAAAAGACUUAAGAUUCUUUUGACUUGCCAUCCAUAUAAGCUUACUAAAAAUAUUAAGCUUUUUUUCUUAGCCACGUCAUGCAAUAAUUGAAUGUACCUCAAAUUUUUAAAAAGGGGGGAGGGUGGGUUUAGGGACUUGUAUUCAGAUUAUGACUGAUAACGAAUUAAUGAUUUUUUUUUAAGGCAAUGUAGCAUUCGACAGCAGAGUUAAACUAGUAUCAAGAACAGUCAGCGUGGCUAAUAACAAAUCUUACUCAUCAGUUGCUGGUCGGUUGGUUUGUUUGUGUGUGUGUGUGUGUGUGUGUGUGUGUGUGUCCGUCCAUGUCCCCGUGAACCCUUUUUUUAUCCUGUGGUUUUUUCAAUUACAAGUAAUCCUGUAAUUUUUCUGCAUCCAAGAAAACAAAAUGAUGGUUUAAAUACUUUGAUAUAUUUGGCUAAUUCUGCUGCCUUAGUGCAGCCUGUAGAGUUGGAUGAAAAGUCAGUAAUCAGUACUUUAUUACAUCGCUGAGUAAAACUCAGAACUAUGCUCACUGAAGAUGGAGGGCACUCUAGCUGUCUUUUAACUAUCAACGUAGUGAUGACAAGGUGUUUUGAUAUCUUUGUUUCCACUUGUCAGCACAAUGCCAUCUUAAAGGCUUGGAUUUUUACCUUUACAUUCUAAGUGUUUUGUUGUACUUGGCUGUUGCAGAGAGUGUGCUGUCCUGUCAUUCCUAAACCUGGUCUGCUUUCUCCAGUCACCUGGCACAGAAACCAGGUGAUGUGUUUUGUACAGUAGUUGAUCCUGAUGUUUCUUGUCAUGCAGCAGAGGCUCCUUCGCCUUUCUUCUUUCUCAGCCAUUUUGUAAACCCCAUAAUUAUGAAGAGGUUGCUUGAGAAAAUAACAUAUAAACAUAGAAUAGACUGACCAAGAUGGUUUACAAUUUCUUCUUUUUUUAACUAGUUUAUUUAUAAUGUAUUUCUGAACCACUUGGUAGAAAAAUUCACAACACUUUAAAUGUUCAUAUUUUAAGUAAAGGAAGCUAAAAUCAUGUCUGCUUUUUGGUACUACAUGCAUUAGUGAAAGGUUAAGUAUUGUUCUCCACUGAAGUAAUAUUUAACAUCUCAGCAGAAACCCUGCAUGUUCUGUAGUUUUGUACUCAGUCAUUUCGUAUGCACUAUAGCAAGUCAAAACAGGUGGUUUGCCUGCUUGCAUCUGUAUACUAACCAGUUCCCCGUUGCAGUUUCAGACUGGUAACUAUAGACUCGUAGUUCAAGUACAGCACCUAAGUAUACCCAAGUAGUUCUACGGUAGCUCACCUUCUAAACCCAGUGGGGCAUGAAGGAGAGAGAGGUAGGCAGGGGUAGUGUGUGGAAGCUGCAAGCCAGCGGGCCCUUUAUUCAUUGAUUUCUUUCUUCCAGAUAAUGGAUUUUAAAUCUGUAUGUGCUUAUUUGAUUUUUUUCCCCUAAAACUUCAACCGAGCUGCUGUUUUCUUCCAUGCAAUAUUGUAUGCUCGACUGUAGAAGAAGCUGGUGAGAGUGCCCUCCUACAUAAGCAAUUGCAGUGUUUUGCAUGCAAAACUUAAAAAAUUUAAAUUGUCCUGAUUCUAUUUUGUAAAUGGAGAAACAAUCAUAUCUUUCUAAGCAGUAAUGGAGGAAGACUAGUGCUUUGUGCAUUUUGAUAUAUUUGAGGUCAUUUUUUUCCACAAUGUAAUACUUUUGACACAAUUGGGUUUCUCAUAUUAUCCUAGUUCAUGUACAUCAGAAUGCUAAAUAAUACUGUGUUUAAGUUUUGUGUUGCAAGAAUAAAUGGAAUAAACUUGAAUUGUGCUACA